UCUCUAUCUCCCUCUCUCUCUAUCUCUUCACAAACACAUGAUUAUUUACAUUAUAUAAGCUUCUGUUCCAGACAACUUUUUCUGCACUCCUAGUCCUUUUUUUCCUUCAACAAAACAAAACCCUCUCAAUAGGAGGGUGGUGAUAAUCAAGGAUCGAAACCCAAGAAAGAAUGGGUUUCCUUUUACCAACUACUCUGUUUCUGUUUCUGUCUCUGUUUGCUCUGUUUUCCCACCAAACAGAGGCUGAGUUCUUGAACUCUUUCUCCACCACCAAUGCAACAACCACCAUUUCCAGAAAGCUCGCUGGAGGAAGAUGCAACUGGUUCCGUGGCAAAUGGGUCUACGACCGUUCCUACCCUCUCUACAACCCUUCUACCUGUCCCUUCAUAGAUCCACAAUUCAAUUGCCAAAAGUACGGUCGCCCUGACACACUGUACCAGCAAUAUAGGUGGCAACCCUUCACUUGUCCUUUACCAAGGUUCAAUGCUUGGGAUUUUCUGCUGAAAUACAGAAACAAGAAGAUUAUGUUUGUAGGUGACUCUUUGAGCUUGAACCAGUUCAAUUCACUGGCUUGUAUGAUUCACUCUUGGGUGCCAAACACAAGAACCUCAUUCUCAAAGCAGAACGUUAUCACCACAAUAACAUUUGAGGAUUAUGGUCUUCAAUUAUUUCUAUACCGCACACCAUACUUAGUAGACCUUGAUCGUGAGAAAGUUGGACGUGUUCUGAAGCUGGACUCAAUAAAGAGUGGUAAUGCUUGGAGAGGGAUGGACGUGCUGGUAUUCAACACGUGGCACUGGUGGACCCACACAGCAAACGCCCAGCCGUGGGAUUAUAUUCAAGAGGGUAACAAGUUGUCCAAGGACAUGAACCGAUUCAUUGCAUUCUACAAGGGUUUGACAACUUGGGCUAGAUGGGUUAACAUCAAUGUAAAUCCAGCCCAAACCAAGGUCUUCUUUUUAGGAAUUUCUCCUGUCCAUUACGAGGGGAGAGAUUGGAAUCAACCAGCAAGAUCAUGCAUGAGGGAGACAGAACCUUUCUUUGGUUUGAAGUACCCCGCAGGGACACCAAUGGCUUGGGUAGUGGUGAACAAGGUUCUAAGCAGGAUAAAGAAGCCAGUGACUUUUCUAGAUGUGACUACUCUCUCACAGUACAGGAAAGAUGCACAUCCUGAAGGGUAUAGUGGGAUUAUGGCAACUGAUUGCAGCCAUUGGUGUCUUCCAGGACUUCCUGAUACUUGGAAUGUGCUUCUGCAUGCAUCUCUCUUUGGUUGAAGACUUGAUAUAUAGCUUAAAUUAUUUAAUAGGUGCAAUUUAUUAGAGGAAAACUUGUUGUUUUCUAAUGUAGGAAAUAGUUAAUUUGGCAUUUUGGCUUCUUGAAAUUGGACAAUAAAAGGGUUGAUUUGAUGCUCCUAAUUGUAAAUUUUCAUAUUAUUUUGCCAGAAACAUGCAUUCAUUGUACCGAAUUACACUCCCCUUUGGAAUAUUGAAAAGCAUUUGCAUUUUA
Lotus japonicus is the source of this 1506-nucleotide messenger RNA. Its product is annotated as protein trichome birefringence-like 39. Gene Ontology annotation, molecular function: O-acetyltransferase activity. The transcript has 5 exons. The record is from RefSeq and is a predicted model, not a curated record. NCBI's taxonomy places the organism in Eukaryota, Viridiplantae, Streptophyta, Magnoliopsida, Fabales, Fabaceae. The coding region runs from base 171 to 1274 and encodes 367 amino acids. Gene Ontology annotation, cellular component: Golgi apparatus.